Molecule: messenger RNA, 723 nt
Organism: Wyeomyia smithii (pitcher-plant mosquito)
Lineage: Eukaryota; Metazoa; Arthropoda; Insecta; Diptera; Culicidae
Product: venom serine protease Bi-VSP-like
Biological process (GO): proteolysis
Molecular function (GO): serine-type endopeptidase activity
Source: RefSeq, a predicted model, not a curated record
AAAACGAACAAGUCCAAAGCAAAAGUGCUAUAUCUGUGUGAGACUGGUGCAAAAAUGAAUUCUACAAUAAUUUUGCUUAAAAUUAGUGCUGUGAAAACGAGUUUAAUUUAGUGUUGCUUCAUCUACAGAACGUAUAAGAACGGAAGGAUUUUGUGUAGCCACUAAUUUAUUACAUAUUCCAGUUAUAUAGUUAGGUUGGAAAGUCCGCCAUGAAUGUUGUAUUAGGAUUCGCGUUCUUCUCCACUGUAUUCCUGAGCAGUGUUCAUCCUCAAGCUGGCUGGGGACGAACACAAAAAGGUGGCAAAUCCGCAGAUGUUUUACAAGAGGUCCAAAUCCCGAUUAUUUCUAACACAGAAUGUCGAGGAUUGUACAGCAAAAUUGGAAAAACGUUUUCUGAGAAACAGUUCGAUAAUGCGGUACUGUGUGCUGGAGCUUUGGAAGGUGAAAGAUAUUUCUGUCAGAGUGACAGUGGAGGUCCAUUAAUGCUUCCACGACGCGUUAAUGGUGAGUUUUUAUACUACCAAAUAGGAACGUCAUACGGUUUUGGGUGCGCGCGAGCAGAGUUUCCUGGAAUUUACACGAGACUGACACGUUUCGUAGACUGGAUCCAAGAAAAGGUAGCUAAGCCAGUGUGAAUGAACUUUGUAAAAAGUUGACUAAUUUCCAUUUGAACCAUGACAAUGAUUUAGAUUAUAAAUAAAUGUUGUUUCGUAGACAGUUUUA